Messenger RNA from Chrysemys picta bellii (western painted turtle), 486 nucleotides. The record is from RefSeq and is a predicted model, not a curated record. NCBI's taxonomy places the organism in Eukaryota, Metazoa, Chordata, Testudines, Emydidae.
AUGAUUACAUUUCUGCAAGGUUAUCCACAAGGCCUACCUGCUAUUCGUAAUCCUGAAUUAGAAGAAACCCUCAAAGGAUUCAAAAAUCAAAUUGCCAGACUGGAAAGAGUCCUUGCCUUCGAUGGGACCAUAACGACAUUUGGAAAAAAAAUGUUUGCUACCAAUGGGCAAGAAGUCGAUUUUGAGACCACACUGGAAGCAUGCAAACAGGCGGGCGGCUCCAUUGCAUCUCCCAGGAAUAAGGGGGAGAAUGAUGCUGUUUUCAGUAUUGUGAGGUUAUUUAAUAGCUAUACCUAUCUGGGCAUUAAGGGGGGUGGGAUUCCAGGUAAAUUCAGUUUCCUGGAUGGAACAGCUGUAAAUUAUACAAACUGGCAUGCAGGUGAGCCCAGUGACAUAGGGGAAGAAAACUGCAUGGAGAUGUGCACUAACGGUGCCUGGAAUGGCACAAGUUGCAACCAGUACCGCCUCACUAUCUGUGAAUUUUAA